This is a messenger RNA of Vidua chalybeata, 1367 nucleotides long. RefSeq lists its product as uncharacterized. The coding region runs from base 87 to 1367 and encodes 426 amino acids. NCBI's taxonomy places the organism in Eukaryota, Metazoa, Chordata, Aves, Passeriformes, Viduidae. The transcript has 3 exons. The record is from RefSeq and is a predicted model, not a curated record.
AGGGGUUGCUGUUGCUCUGAAGUCUCGCCAGGCACACCGCGUGGUCCGGACCCUUCCCGUGAACUUUGCGGUGUUGGACGCUGAGGAUGACUGCCGCCUUGAGGACACCUCUGAAACAUCUGAUGCUCCUGAUCGUCAUCAUCUGGCUGUCACCGGUCAGGAGCUGGAUAGUCCCACAGCUGAGAGAAAACAUAUGGGUCACGCUGGCGAAGUCCUUGAAGCAGGACAACUUCUGUAUGGCCAUGGGAAGUGUGGACAAUCCGUUAUCCACGUGCCUGGUAGGAGUCCCCCUGUCGCCAAACGACUAUCCAUAUGCAGGAAAAAAACCUAAUCCUGUGGACACCUGGGAUGAGUGGACGAGGAUUCUGCCAUAUGCACCACAGGAGCCCCAAGAAUUGGACCUAUUGGGCUCCUCUCAGGCAACAUAUUGUGUCAGGUUUAGGUACCAGCCCUCCCGGAAAGACUGGGAUCAAAUGGCUAAACUCCACCCCGCUGGUACCCAAGAAGUAAAAAGACACGAUGUAUCUCCCCACGAUGGGAGAUACCAUGCAGCAAAUUGGUGCAAUUACACCUCGACCAUGGUAUCUAGGUCCUCCUCAGUUCCCAGGGUGCUCCCCACGGGGGUUUUUCUCAUCUGCGGCGACAGGGUGUGGGCAGGGAUUCCCUCCCAAAUCCAGGGAGGCCCCUGCAGCCUUGGGCAGCUUACCACACUGACACCGAACAAAACCCAAAUUUUAAAUUGGAAAAACGAAAAUAAAUUGGCUCGCAAAAAGAGAUCCUAUAACCAAUUCGACGAAAAUUGUGAUUCAAAAAUUUACAAUUGGGGAAAGACGAAGAGAGUCACGGUAUCCAUAUUUUUACCAUGGUAUGCCACAGCAAAGGCCCUCGGUGAGCUUUCUCACCUCGAGUGUUGGCUCAGUAAGCAGGCCAACGCCACGUCCGCUGCCCUGUCCGACUUGCUAGCGGACGAAGAAGUCACCCGGCACGCCACACUGCAAAAUAGGGCUGCUAUUGACUUCUUACUGCUCGCCCAUGGCCACGGCUGUGAGGACUUUGAAGGAAUGUGCUGCUUCAAUCUGGCAUCAAAGAGCACAUCCAUCCAAGCUAAUAUCCAGCAGAUCCGAGAGCAAGUUGACGACCUCAAGACUGAGACCUCGACUGUAGAUCCUGUGAAUAAACUGCUGUCUCAAUGGGGUGUCCCAGGGUGGGUUGCUAUCAUCCUCAGGGGACUCUUUUGGAUCUUUCUGAUAAUGUUCAUGAUCUCGCUUGCUUUAUUUUUGUUUAGGCGUAUGUUGCUUAAAACGUUGGGAAGUGCUUAUUUAAUGAAUAAAUACGGGGGAGAUCUAUUGUUCAAGUCUGCCCCUUAG